This is a messenger RNA of Erpetoichthys calabaricus (reedfish), 3952 nucleotides long. RefSeq names its product angiomotin-like protein 1. The coding region runs from base 151 to 3033 and encodes 960 amino acids. Lineage: Eukaryota; Metazoa; Chordata; Cladistia; Polypteriformes; Polypteridae. The record is from RefSeq and is a predicted model, not a curated record. The transcript has 15 exons. Gene Ontology annotation, biological process: actin cytoskeleton organization; regulation of cell migration; establishment of cell polarity involved in ameboidal cell migration. Gene Ontology annotation, cellular component: cytoplasmic vesicle; plasma membrane; bicellular tight junction.
CCUUCUCUGAGAGUCUUUGUCUGUAGCUCAAUGCUGCCCAGGAGCUGCUGACAUAUUAGGAGGAUCAGGCACCCAGUUCCAGAAAUAUCCAAGGACUCUUGCUUCUUUUGGGUAUAUCAUUGUGACUCCACUUCUAACCUGCAGGCAGGUAUGGACUCAGGGGACAACUGGAUCCCUGAAGAUGUUGCCAGAUGGCUCUACCACAUUGGAAUUCAUCACUUCUUAACAACACAACAAGAUCACCAUGUCCCUCAACAGCUGGCUGCCCAGUUCAACCAGGAUUUACUAGGUGCCCCAGAGAUCUGCACUGGUUUGCACCAUCCUGUUCAGGUCCUGGAUGGGUAUCCAUAUAGCUACUGUGAGCAAAGUAACUCCUACCCUUGCAGUCAUGAGGGUCAACUGACAGUGGAACCAGUAGGACGUGCAGGUGAGGAGUCGGCGCCUAUUUCGCAGCGGGUCCCAGAACCUGACAUGAGAGGCUCUGAGGACGUGGCCCCAGGAACCGUUCUGCAGCGCCUAAUGCAGGAACACCUGAGGUAUGGUGGCCAAGCCAGUGACUCUGUGAGCUUCCACAGCAUGCCACAGUCAUCCCAGCAGCCAAUACAGCCAGCAGCAGGAAGCGCUGGGCUGGCCACCAGCAACCUUUCUUCCACAGAAAACCUCGUUCAGGAAGACGUACCUAUGGUCCAGCAAUCGGCACGUCAGGAACCCCAAGGCCAAGAGCAUCAGGUGGACAAUAUCUCUAUGGAGAAACAGGUUCUGCGUGUUGCACAGCCACAGCAGAAUAACGAGGAGCUGCCCACCUAUGAAGAAGCAAAAGCACAGUCACAACUGUUCCGAGGGCAACAGACAGGGCCAGGCUACUUUGUGGCAUCCAGCACUCCUCAGAAAGUCCGGACAGAGGGACGAUCUGCAGUCAGUCGUGCCAACACAGGACCUACACACAAGGAUGAAGCCCUGAAAGAGCUAAAGCAGGGCCAUGUGCGAUCACUGAGUGAGCGGAUCAUGCAGAUGUCACUGGAGAGGAAUGGGGCACGUCAGCAGGUGCCAGCAUGCAGUAGUAGCAGUCUGCCUUCCCAGACGACCUCUGCCAAAGGGAUGAAGAACUCAGCUGCUGUUUCUUCUCAGCAAACUGCUGCAAAAGGAGGAGAUCCCCGUGGUCCACCACCAGAAUACCCAUUUAAGAACAAGCCUUCAAUGACCAGUGUGACCAAAGCCCAGGAAGGGGUGCCUUGCUAUAGUGAAGCACAAUCAGCAUUGGUGCCAGAAACCCCCAAGGCCUACUGUGCUCCACCACCAAGUAAGGCAGGAGUCGCUGUGCUGAAGUGUCUGUCACCUCCUGAGUAUGGAGCAAGAGCAUGCCAGCCCCCGUACCAGACUGUCACACUCCGUCAUCAUAGCCCCAUGCCAUCUCCAGCUUCUUCCAUGUCGGGGUCCCUCCCACCUUCUUCUUUGUUUUCCCCAUCUCCAUUAUUGGUGCCAGCCAAUCAACACCUCCCUGGAGAUGCAUUUGCAGUGGUGGCACGAGCUCAACAAAUGGUAGAGAUUCUAUCUGAGGAGAACCGGGCUCUACGUCAGGAACUGGAGGUGCACUACGAGAAAGCUGCGAAGCUGCAGAAGUUUGAACGUGAGAUCUCCAAGAUCUCUGAAGCCUAUGACAACCUGGUGAGAAGCACAUCCAGGAGAGAGUCGCUGGAUAUUGCCAUGAAGAACAAGCUGGAGGGCGAGAUACGCAGGCUGCUUGAUUUCAACAGGGACCUGCGAGAUCGGCUGGAGACAGCUAACAGACAGCUGGCCAACAAGGAUCAUGAUGGGAGUGAUGGCCAGUGGACAGAUGGUCCUUGUCCCUCACAGGGCCGGGACAACAGCAAGGAGAAGCUGGAGUGGGAAGUGGCCUCUCUCCGCUCAGCUAAUGAAGACCAGCGGCGUCACAUCGAGAUUCUUGACCAGGCCUUAAACAAUGCCCAAGCCAACGUAGUUAGGCUAGAGGAUGAGCUGCGGAAAAAGCAGGUGUAUGUGGACAAGGUGGAGAGGCUACAGCAAGCAUUGACACAACUACAGGCCGCCUGUGAGAAGCGGGAGCAGUUGGAGAGGAGGCUUCGCACACGACUGGAGAGGGAGUUGGAAGCACUGAGGGCCCAGCAGCGACAGGGUGGCACCCCAACACUCCCUUCGGCUGAGGUCAGUGCACCAGCCCUUAUGGAGCUCCUGAGGGAGAAGGAGGAGAGGAUCCUAGGACUAGAGGCUGACAUGACCAAGUGGGAGCAGAAAUAUCUGGAGGAGAGUGCCAUGAGGCAUUUUGCCAUGGACGCAGCGGCCACAGCAGCAGCUGAGAGGGACACAACGAUCAUUAAUCACUCUCGGAAUGGCAGCUACAGCGAGAACUGUCAAGAAGCACGUGGCAUCUGGCAAGAAGAGGAAGAGAUCUCAUUGGCUGGCCGCCGUUGUCAGGACAUGGAGCAUAGAAUCAAGAACCUCCAUGCUCAGAUUAUUGAGAAGGAUGCUAUGAUCAAGGUGCUUCAGCAGCGUUCCAGGAAGAUAGACGCUGCUACUCUUCGUCCUGCCAGAUCUGUUCCUUCCAUUUCAGCAGCUGCAGGCCAGCAUUUACGACAAAACUCCCAGACCAGCAGCCAGAUUCCUGGGGAGAAGAAAGAAGAACGGACUUGGAAGGGCAGUGUGGGUCGUCUGCUGGGCAAGGAGAAUGCUGAUCAUCCUCACCCAGUUCCGCAGCUGCCCACUCUCUCCUCCACCUUUCCUCCCAGCCCACUCAUUUCAACUCACGUGAAAACAGGAAGUAAAGACAACAGCACACAGACAGACAAAAGUCCUGAAGCCCCCAGGAGCAACCAUAUGGCUAGCAGAAUUCGGCUCAGCAACACACCUACAGGAAGCCCAGUUCUGAGGCACCAGCUUGGUAAAUUGACUACAGAAAAACUGGAUGCUUCUCCAUCUCUCAUGAAGUAUGCCAACAGUAAGCCUUUAGGCACACGACCUGAUCUGCCAGACACAGAAGUUGUGGAGAUUCUCAUCUAGGAAGCCAAGUGGAUACGCAGCUCCUUAAGGGACUGAGUAAAUGAAAGCUGGAGCACGAGGAUGUAGCAGUCAGAGGAGUAAAGGUGUGGUUGGGGUAAUGAUGAGGAAGGUGCAUGGAGGAGCAAAACUUAAGUGGAUUCAGACAGUAAGAAGACCCCUGCUAUAUGGUGGAGUAGAAAGAAACAGGACAUUGGUAUUUUAUGACAAUCAAAGAAUCGCUUGACUAUUUUAUUUUAUUUGAAUUUAUGUGCAGUCUUAAGUUUCCCAGUUUUGUGGGGUAAUUUCAAUAACAGAAGACUACUGUGAGAGCAGUUUGAUCAUCAGAGAAGGAUGUAUUAAAGGUAGUCGUAAGAGGACUCGGGACUAUUCCAUCCAUGUAUUUGGACCAGUUUGGGAAAAGAGAUUACUCACUGCAAUCACUUUAGAGCUUAUCUAUGGAUACUGCACAUUUCCCAGCUUGUAAGUCAAUCAAAAACAAUUGCUGUUUCCAUGGCUCAACACAUGCAUACCUAGUACUUUCACUUCAAACAAGACAUUACAAAAUGCCCAAUGCAAUACUUGCUUAAAAGGAAACCGAAUGGAUUCGAAAUGCAUAAGACCUGUCUGUGUCAUAGCAAUAAUACUGGGCAUCAACAGCUCUAGCCACUGUGUGUGUGUGUGUGUGAGCACUAGGAUUUGGAAAAACAACUGGGUACCAAGCGUCACAUUACAUGAUCAAGUCCAAUGGCUGCAGUCUUAAGUGCACAUGGGGAGUUACAUCUCACUGUAAUCUUUACAGAAAGCCAUGUACGGACUAUACUGUUAAUUCACAUGAAGGUGUAAAGUUUGACAAAAUUCAUUCUAGUGACUGUUGUGGGUAAAGGUGAUUUUAUAAUAUUUUUAUAUAAACAUGGAAGAAAUAUUAAAAUUUAAAAAUGUA